UGAUGAUUAUGAAUCAACUUUUGAACAAUUUUUAAUAAAGAAUAAAACAAUAACUGCUCAUAAGAAAAAUUUACAAUAUCUUGCGAUAGAAAUUUACAAAACAUUUAACGGAUUGAAUCCACUUUUUAUGGAUGAAAUAUUUUCCAUAAAUGAAUGCCCAUAUUACUUAAGAAACUCCUAAUUCAAAACAGCGGAGCCACAUUACAAAGAAUAUGGAUUUAAUACCGUAUCAUACAGAUGUAGCCAAAAAUGGAACUCAAUUCGAAAUGAGAUAAAGUACUCCCCUACUUUAUCAAUAUUCAAGAAAAAAAUCUCAGAAUUUACAUCGUUUAAUUGUACUUGUAAUCUUGGCAAGGAAUAUGUUAUCAACAUCGGUUAUAUUUGAUUUAUAUUAUAUUUAGCGUUGGUAAUUUAAAUUAGUUGGUUUUAAUUAGCUUGUAUGUAUAGCUAGAGAUUGUACCAACUUUAAAUAAAGAAAGAAAAAAAAAGUUAAUGGCUGCAUGGCUUGCAUUUUUUGCAUGAGCAAGGUAUUGCUAGUCGGCGGAAGAAGGCCGUUGUUCUUUUUCUCAACCCUCUCUGAAACGGUUGGGGCUUUUUUAUGGCCGCCUUUGCGAUUGGUACACCGACAGCCCAAAAAUAAAUGGUCCAAAUGAUGAGAGAACGCCACCUUCAGUCUUGACAAUGGUAAAAUAUUCUGAGGACCAUUUUACCCUAAUUUGCUAAUGGUUUUUCUGAUAACCUGGAACAAAUAUUAAGAAAGAUUAAUAUAAAGAAAAGAAAUAAAGAUUUGGUAGAUACGUGGACAGGCUUAACAGACUUAUGUAGAUCUUCUUCAUUUGCUCAAUAUAUUUCAAAAUUAGAUUUUUAACAGAUGAAUAAAAAUUACCGAAAGCGGGAGAUUAGGCUUCAACUCGGGAGAACGGGAGAAGAACUCUCAAAACGGGAGGCUCCCGCCAAAAUCAGGAGAGUUUGAACCCUUCUUUUCAAAGACGCGUAAAUAGAAUAAUGAAUAGCGUCAUAGGCCUUUUCAUGAGCAGUUUGAUCUGAGUUGCUCGCCAGUCUGGCCUUCUCUUGUGAAUCCAAUCUUGCAACCCAGACUCAUUCUGCCCGGUAAGCAACACACUUGGUCGUACAUAUUUUAUCAACUCUUGCUUUUACACUCGACCAGUUUAUUUCCCAAGAGUCUUUACAAAAAAUUUCUGAUAUUCGUAAAAUAGAUUGAAAAAUUAACCUGGUGACUUCCCCCACUCUGGGCGAUAGUUUAAUCACGUCAGGGACUCGAAACCCAGACCCCUGGAUUUGUCGUCCGCGACCCUAACCACUAAGCCAUCGUUGCACCUAGGUUAUAGAUUUUUAAAUAUCAACAAUCAAAUAGUUGUAAAAAAGUUAGUUUUUCUAAAUGUAAAGUACACUGAAUGCGGAUCAAAUAUAAAAGUCCGCAUCUGGACAUAAAAAACCUUUAGUUCUUAUUAGGGAAUCAGACAAAAUGAAAAUAAGUUUUUAUUUUGUUAUUGUCGUAUAUAUCUGCUAUUUGCGUGCGCAGGUGUCCGGAUUUAUAAAAAAUUAUAAAUAACCAAUAUUAUACCUGUUUAAUAAACAAAUUGAAAAGCAAUAAAUUUUUCUUUCCAGGGAAAGUUUCAAUUCAUCUAUUAUCCAAAAUGGGAGUUUUUAUUCUCUUGACGUUGCUUCUUUCAAUGUUUUACUUUGCUUCAAUCAAAUCAGACGAGAGUCAAAGUACAAGCAAAUCCGUUUUCGAAGAAAUACACAACCCAACACAAAUAAAAACAAGCAUGUUUCAUAAGACCUUUCAUCAAUGCAGCAUGGAAAAGACAUGUUAUUACGUUGCUAAGGAUGUUAAGAACCACUAUUUUUAUAAAUUUAAAGAUGAGCAAGAUAUCCCGGCCGAAAGAUCCAACCUCAUUAUUUGGUCAAAGAAACGAGGUGUUCAAGAAAAUAUCGCUUAUAAGAAACCGUCCUCGCAUUCAUCUGCUCAUGAAUAUGGUGGAAUUACAUUUGUUGCCAGCUUUGGAAAUGACGGUGACAAAACUGGAGACUGGCAGCGAUGCAGUAUCACCAAAAAAGACAUAGUACCCUGGUGGCAAGUGGACCUUACAAGGCAAGCUGCUGUCACAAGUGUCGAAAUAAAAAGUGGCGCAACAUGGGGUCAAGAAAGAAUAAAUCCAUUUGAUAUCAGUGUUGGGGAUGAUAGAUCAAGUGGUGGGCGAAACAAUGCGCUUUGCGUAAAAGAUGGAAGGUUGGCAAUCGGUGAAUUGAAAAAGUUUGAUUGUCCAAGGCAUUUUUUGCUUGGUCGGUAUGUGACUGUAUUCUUGAACAGGCAAGAAUAUCUUCAAGUAUGUGAGCUUGAGGUUUACGAACUUCAAACGGAGUAGUUUGCGUAAAAUAUCGCUAUUGGCAGCUUUCAUGUUCUUUAAUUAUUGCUCCUUAUCAAUAAAAAAAGAAGCAAGAUUGUAUUGAAAUUUUUCUCUUUGAAAGGUUUUAUUUGCUUUUAGCAAAUAAAAACAUACAACUUGUUGUUGUUCUAGAUAUAAAACACGUCAGAAACGAUAAUAGUCGGAAAUCAGUAUGUAGUUUAUGUAGAAGUGUGGCCUAGGAUCAAAUUGUAGAAGUGUGCCAGUCACAAAUUUGCCGAAAAAAGGGCCUGGCCUAAAAUGUAUCAAUUUUUAGGAGUGUCAUUUUGACGCAGUUGAUUUUAUUCAUCAAAGAGCAUGUUCUCGUCAGUCAAUCAUUACUUCGAUUUUCCCGCUUUUAAUUCAAUUUGCCCUGAGUACCUUAGAGUACUACCUUCUUUGAUUUUAUUUGAAUGUCAAGUUUUCAGCAAUGAGAUGCCCUCAUUUUUUCAAAUAGUUCAGCACGUUUUAAUAGAACCUUAGUUUGUAUGUGUUGUAAUAUAAGUUUAGAAUAAAUAUCGUUGCUCUUUUGUUCUUAAUAUUAUUAUGCUGUCCGUAGUCGAUAUUGGUUUUAAAGCACGCUCACCUGUAUCUUGUUGUGUUAAAGUAAUUGAUUGAUGGAUUUAUUGUUUAGCUCAGUUGGAGUUGGGAGAGGCGUGCUUAAGUUGGACAGUAGUUGGUGAUCGAGUAGUUUGAAGUGAAGUUUUCAAGUUAUUUAAAGUUGUCAAGAUCGUUCGUUUGUCAAGAAUGGAAUUAAUUAUAAUAAUAACUUGUAAAUAGUAUAUAUAUAUAUAUAUCGUGUUUAUUUCAUUGUGGAUUUUGCUACCAUACACCGACCAGCCUUAAAAAGCACAACAUAUGGGCAGA
Rhopilema esculentum is the source of this 3275-nucleotide messenger RNA. Lineage: Eukaryota; Metazoa; Cnidaria; Scyphozoa; Rhizostomeae; Rhizostomatidae. The record is from RefSeq and is a predicted model, not a curated record.